This is a messenger RNA of Vicugna pacos (alpaca), 3986 nucleotides long. RefSeq names its product solute carrier family 7 member 8 (gene SLC7A8). NCBI's taxonomy places the organism in Eukaryota, Metazoa, Chordata, Mammalia, Artiodactyla, Camelidae. Gene Ontology annotation, cellular component: membrane. The record is from RefSeq and is a predicted model, not a curated record. Gene Ontology annotation, biological process: amino acid transmembrane transport; neutral amino acid transport. Gene Ontology annotation, molecular function: neutral L-amino acid transmembrane transporter activity; L-amino acid transmembrane transporter activity.
UAAAAGGGAAGCGCGUUCAUCUGUGCCAGAGCCACUCUCCUGUAACCACGAGAGAUGGGGCAGCCUGUGCCGUGAGGACGGAGAUCGGAAGAAGGAAAGCAAGGACAAGAAAACAAGCGUGACAGAAGAGGACAUCUGGAGAAAGCGGAAGGCAGAAGACGGGGAGGGGAAAGGAACCCACACCAGGUGGAAACAGGACCAAGAGCAAACCGGUUGGGUCCACAGUUUUUUUCUGGAAGAAAGUACCGGAGGAUUGCCUUUUUUCCCUUCAGUUAAUGAAAACUACUUUUAUCCUCAUCAUAAAAGAAAAGGCUAAGGGGAGAACGGUCCUGAUUUCUGAAGAUCUACAUCCCUUUCAGAAUUCCAGCCGGAGAAGCUGAAAGAGAGAUACCUUUCGGAGGUUGAAAUCCUACUGAGAAACAUGGAAAAAGGAGCCAGGCACCGAAACAACACUGAAAAGAACCAACCAGGUGGGACCGAGUCGGAGGCCAGCCCCGAGACUGGUUCUGGAGAGGGCGGAGUAGCCCUGAAGAAAGAGAUUGGAUUGGUCAGUGCUUGUGGUAUCAUUGUAGGCAACAUCAUCGGCUCUGGAAUCUUUGUCUCGCCAAAGGGCGUGCUGGAGAAUGCCGGCUCCGUGGGCCUUGCCCUCAUCGUCUGGAUUGUGACGGGGCUCAUCACAGCUGUGGGAGCCCUGUGCUAUGCUGAGCUCGGGGUCACCAUCCCCAAAUCUGGAGGUGACUACUCCUACGUCAAGGACAUCUUCGGAGGACUGGCUGGGUUCCUGAGGCUGUGGAUAGCUGUGCUGGUGAUCUACCCCACCAACCAGGCCGUCAUCGCCCUCACCUUCUCCAACUAUGUGCUUCAGCCGCUCUUCCCCACCUGUUUCCCCCCGGAGUCUGGCCUGCGCCUCCUGGCUGCCAUCUGCUUAUUGCUCCUCACAUGGGUCAACUGUGCCAGUGUGCGGUGGGCCACCCGGGUUCAAGAUGUGUUCACAGCUGGGAAGCUCCUGGCGCUGGGCCUGAUCAUCAUCAUGGGAGUUGUACAGAUCUGCAAAGGACAAUACUUCUGGCUGGAGCCAAAGAAUGCAUUUGAGAAUUUCCAAGAACCCGACAUCGGCCUCAUCGCGCUGGCUUUCCUUCAGGGCUCCUUUGCCUAUGGAGGCUGGAACUUUCUGAAUUACGUGACUGAGGAACUUGUUGAUCCCUACAAGAACCUUCCCAGAGCCAUCUUCAUCUCCAUCCCACUGGUCACAUUUGUGUAUGUCUUUGCCAAUGUCGCUUAUGUCACUGCAAUGUCCCCCCAGGAGCUGCUGGCAUCAAACGCAGUUGCUGUGACUUUUGGAGAGAAGCUCCUAGGGGUCAUGGCCUGGAUCAUGCCUAUUUCCGUCGCCCUGUCUACAUUUGGAGGAGUCAAUGGAUCCCUUUUCACCUCCUCCCGGCUGUUCUUUGCUGGAGCCAGGGAAGGCCACCUUCCCAGCGUGUUGGCCAUGAUCCACGUGAAGCGCUGCACCCCAAUCCCAGCCUUGCUCUUCACAUGCAUCUCCACCCUGCUGAUGCUGGUCACCAGCGACAUGUACACACUCAUCAACUACGUGGGCUUCAUCAACUACCUCUUCUAUGGCGUCACGGUUGCUGGACAGAUAGUUCUUCGCUGGAAGAAGCCUAACAUCCUCCGCCCUAUCAAGGUCAACCUGCUGUUCCCCAUCAUCUACUUGCUGUUCUGGGCCUUCCUGCUGGUCUUCAGCCUGUGGUCGGAGCCCGUGGUGUGUGGCAUCGGCCUGGCCAUCAUGCUGACAGGGGUGCCUGUCUAUUUCUUGGGUGUUUACUGGCAACACAAGCCCAGGUGUUUCAAUAAGUUCAUCGAGUUGCUGACCCUGGUGAGCCAGAAGAUGUGUGUGGUUGUGUACCCCAAGGUGGAGGAGGACUCAGAGACAGAGGAGAUACAUGAGGACACGAAGCUACAGAAUCAGUCCAUCUACCAACCCCCUGCCUCUAAGGACAAGGAUGCUGUGGAGCCCUGAGGAUCACCAUCCCCUCUCAGCUGCUUCCUUCCUCCUUCAUCCCCCUUUCUAUCCUCCUUCCCUGCCUGGGUCUCCCCAACACACACACACACACACAUACACAAAAUCACUCACACCUCUGCUUCUAACAGGGGCAGGACCUGGGUGUGGAUGGUGAGAAACCAUAAACAAAGACACUGACAUUUGUACCCAAAGAUCCAGCUCCUCUUGCCCACAAAGCUUUGCGUCCAAAGCCCCCUACCAGGGCUGCCCACGCUCCAAGCUGUUAGAGGAGAGUGGAGCAGCCAGGGAUGCCCUAUAGGACCCUCCCUCCCAGCCCACACCCUCAUUCACUUCCUCAGGAACCUGAGUUCAGUACUGCCUUCCCUCCCCUGAGCCCAAGGGAGGCCUCUGCUCCAAGAGACCGUGGCAGCAGCAGUGAGUCAGUUGGGAGGGACAGACUUAAGCAGAUCUGUCACAAUUAAAGGUCAGCUGGAGAGCCCCAGAUCCCCCUCCCUUCACUAGGGACCCAAGAAAUCAGAGGUAAUGCUUUCCUCUGCCCUCUUCCCCACUUCUCCCCCUCCCCAGCCUUGGCCCCCUGAGCAGAGUGAGGUUCCUGAUAAGACAAUACUCCCCACUGAGCUAAGGACCAACAAGCAGAACUGCCCCCUCCCCCUAACCCCACCCAGGCCUGUGGAACCGACUGGGAAAGGCUCAGAUUGCAGAAACCCAGCCCUGCCCCUGCCCCUGCAUCCUGCCCCCAACUCGGUGCCAAAGCUUCCUGAAGUCAGAAAGUUUCUUAUUUUCAAUGCAGUGGACAUUUCUCUCCUAAUGACAAAGCAGCUCCGCUCCUCCUCCCUCCCAGCCCCUUGGGAAGAAGCCGUCACCCUGUUACCCCGCAGCACCGCGCCAACAGCCCCAGGCAGCCAGCACUGCCGGCACCCCCAUCUUGCCCUUCUCCUCUUCUCUGGACCUUGGCUCUGGGACCGAUGGGUGUAAAGGCUCCCCAAGCCCUUCAUGCCUGAAAGCCGAGCCAAAUCAGCCUUAAGUCACCUCCCAUCCAAGAACUGGACCUAAAAAUACCAACCCUCCAGACAGACCUGGUAGGAAAAGCCUUCCCAGGAGGGCGGGCUCUUUCCCACCUCCCCAGAGGUGCACAUCCCACAGCCUCAGAGACCGGGAAGAAAGGUAUUCUGAAGGCGAGUUCCUCCCACCUCCCCCAACUCAGAUAACCCCUCCCUCCUUUCUGCUACCACCACUGUCCUGUCUGGACAGCCUCCAGGGCAGAAUAAGAAGGCUGUGGCAGAAGAUACCCACUUUGGAGGCCCUCAAAAACGCCCAUCCUCUGUGGUAUGUGGACUUGUGGCCGUCCUGUCCUGCAGGCAGAGGGUGCCAUUCCCUGUGCUCCAAAGAAGGUACUAGUGUUUGCCCUGGGCCCUUGCAGCCUCCCAGUCACACCUGUUGUGCUAAGGACUGGAUCCUUUUAUCCCAAGCAGAAACCCCCUUCCCCAAACUCCCCAUCCUGUCUGCUUAAACUGGAAUCCCUGGGAGCCCUCCUGACCCACUCGGGUCUCCCAGCUUCCCACCCGGCCUGCCUGAGCCCGCGUUGGUGAGAUGCGAAUUUGGUCCGAGUCAUGGUCCCUUCAGAGCAGACUCCAGGUGGACUGGGGUUGGCCCCUGGAGGGUCAGGGGACCAUCCUCUUGUUCCCUCUUCUCAUUUCUCCACCCUCCUUCCCUCUUUCAGUUAUUGUUUUUUUUUGUUUGUUUUGUUUUUUGUAAAGUGGAUGCCUUACUUUUUUGGAUAAAUAUUUUUGAAGCUGGCAUUUCUAUUUCUUUUGGAUUUUUAAUGUAAGGUUUUUUUGCGGGGAGGGGUUUAGUUACACCUGGAUAAUAAUCUUCUAUCUUUGAGUUGGUUUAGGUUUUAGAAUUUUGUUUUGUUUUGUGAGGGUUUCUUUUUCUUUUGAUGUAAUAAAAUUUUAAAUGGAAA